AUGAGCACCAACGCAGCAUCCGAACCGGUGCGCUAUGCCGAUGGCGCGGUCGUUCGGAUCCGUACCGGCUCGCCGGCGCACCAUUUCCGCACGCCGGCCUAUAUCCAGGGACACACCGGCACCGUGGCCGCGCUGUGCGGCGUUUACCCCAACCCGGAGUCCCUGGCCCACGGCGGCGACGGCCUGCCUCGCCAGCCCCUCUACCGUAUCGAGCUGCGGCAGACCGACCUGUGGCCCGAUUACGCCGGCAACCCCGCGGAUACGCUACAAGUCGACGUUUACCAGCACUGGCUGGAAUCGGCCUGA
Molecule: messenger RNA, 306 nt
Organism: Geodia barretti
Lineage: Eukaryota; Metazoa; Porifera; Demospongiae; Tetractinellida; Geodiidae
Source: the annotation of a GenBank genome assembly